This is a messenger RNA of Rhodotorula toruloides NP11, 4503 nucleotides long. Its product is annotated as BTB domain and ankyrin repeat containing protein. Gene Ontology annotation, molecular function: protein binding. The transcript has 5 exons. Lineage: Eukaryota; Fungi; Basidiomycota; Microbotryomycetes; Sporidiobolales; Sporidiobolaceae. Bases 1 to 4503 code for a protein of 1500 amino acids. The record is from RefSeq and is a predicted model, not a curated record.
AUGAGUUUGGCGUCGACCACGGACAUUCAUGCCCUUUACGCCUCGAGGGCGAUCGCCAAGGCGCGGACCUUUAUCCGGUCUGCGUCGGCAGGCGGUGCAGGAGGAAGCGGUGGGAAUGGAGCGUCUGGCGGUGGAGGAGUUCUCUCCAAGUCCCCGAACAUGGGCGGUUGGGGCGGCGGAGGCGGGAAUGCGGACAAGGCAGCGAUAGCGUCGGAGCUGAACCGCCGAGAUUACCUCGGACGGACUGUCCUCCACCUCGCAGUGACAGAGUCGGAGCCAUGGGCGCUUGACUGGGUUGAGCUGCUCCUCGGCGUCUCGGGCUUGGCCGUCAACGCGCAGGACACCGAGAGCGGCUGGAGCGCGCUUCAUCGGGCUCUGUACGCCGGGAACAUCGCCGCAGCACGCUUGCUUCUCGCCCGCGACGACGUCGACACGCGCCUGAAAGACUACGAGGGCCUCUCCCCCUUCGACGUCUACAACUCGACCGUCGACGGCACGAACCCUUCGCCCGACCCGCUUUCCACGAACCCUGCCAACCCAGGACGCAUGGAGCUGUUCUCCUGGGGCUCGAACCGCAACUUCGUCCUCGGUUUCGCCAGCGACAGCGAGCGGACGAUCCCGGAACGGGUUCAGCUCAGGCGGGAAGAAGGUGGACGAGGACUGUCGGCGUUCGAGCCGCUGAGGGUCAAGGAUAUCAGCAUGGCGAGGCUCCAUACCGCGAUCGUGACGGACGAGAAGCGGAAUAACGUGAGGCUGUGCGGGUACGGAACUGGCGGACGCCUUGGCCCGACGACCCAGACCCAAUUCACCUUCGCCCCGCUCCGCGACUUCCCUCACCCCGUCUCCUCGGUCGUACUCUCGCCAGAUCACACGGUCGUCGUGACGACUGCUGGUGAUGUCUACACCUUCGGCUUGAACCGCUUCUCUCAGCUUGGCUACCCUCUCGAUGCCCCGACUCCGUCGCCUUUCGCCAAGUCGAAUCACCAGGACGACCCGAUCCAGUCUACGCCUCGCCGAGUUGUCGGUGCGCUCAAGAAGGAGGUCGUCCUCGGCGCAGCAGCGUCUCGUACCCACACAGCAGUCUUCACGGCAGAUUCGCUGUACACCUGGGGAACGGCGCGCGGCCAGCUGGGCUAUCCCAUAGCCGGCAACUCGGUUCAGAUUCUGCCGCGCAAGGUCACCCUCAUCCAGCAGCCCGUCAUCCAGCUCACCGCGACCGAGAAUGCCACGGCAUGCCUCCUUGAGUCGCGCGAUGUUGUCGUCCUCUGUCACGAGGCAUACGUCAAGGUCUCCUUCCCUCUCACGCCCUUCCCCUCGAAGAUGCUCGUCUACCGCCCACCUAGUCUCGGCGCGAAACCGUCUAUCCGCAAGAUCGCCUCGCGCGGCAAUACUUUCGCCGCACUCAGCUCGCUCGGCGACGUCUUUACCUUCUCGCUCGACUCCGGCUCAACGUCGGCAGGUUCAUCGGGCGGCGACGGCACCUCUUCGCCUGGCUACGGCUCGCGCCUGACGCCCAAGACGCAGAGGCUUUGGAACGUCCGCCGGAGCUUCACGUCGGCGACAGAUCUCGAUGUCGGACUAGACGGCAGCCUGAUCAUCUGCACCGUAUCCGGCCACGUCUUCGUCCGCUCGCGCAAGUUCGAGGGCUCGUCGUCGUUGUCGAAGGGUGGCGACGGGGGAAAGGGAGGCGGCUGGAAGUUCUCGCGCAUCCCGUACCUCCAGCGUGUCAUCAAGGUCGCGGCUAACUCGACGGCCGGCUUCGCUGCCAUCCGCGCCGACGUGCCGCUCCGGUUCAUCGAGAUCGAGGGACCGACUCUCGCGAGGGACUUGCUGCGCGUCCUCCCUCACUGGGCGCGAAAUGGUGGACCAGCCGCGCUCGAGGCUAUGGCAGGGCAGUCGAGGCCGAGACGGACAGCGGGCGAGGACUCGGACGACGAGGACGAUACGGACGCCGUCAUCGAACGCGACAUCGAAGUCGCACGACGGUUGAUGGAGAUCAUUCGUUGCUGGGACUUGACCUGGGAGGUCCCGUCGUGUGGUACCGAUGCCGUCGUCAAUGUCGGCGCGCUCACCAUCCCUGUGCACAAGUCAGUGCUCUCGGCUCGCUCGCCAGUCCUCGCCCAGCACUUCGCCACGAGUCGGCAGUUCGACCUGUCCUGCUCGCCCCUCACCGCCUUCCUCCUCAUUCACUACCUCUACUCGGACGACUUCCCCGCCGUAUGGGACACUCGCAUCGGCAUGCCACUUCGCGCAUCGCUUCCAGACGAGCAAAAGGGGAUGUUGCAGGUUGGCGUCGUCAGAACCGAGUUCCGGGAACUCGCGCUGGCGCUCGAGCUCUCCGCACUCGCGCAGGUUCUCGAGCGGCAAGUCAAGACUGUGCCACCGCCGGUUCUCGCUGCCUCGCUUGGCGACGUCUUCUCCGCAUCGUCAACUUCGAAAGGACGACUGCCAGACUCGCUGAAGCCGGACGUCGUGCUCCGCCUCGCAGACCGCGAAGUCAAGUGUCACUCUGUUGUCCUCCGCGCCCGUUGCCCUUUCUUUACGACGUUCUUCGACGAUGCCGACUGGUCCGACUCGCGACGGGAACGGGGCAUCGUCAGCUUCGACUUUGCGCACAUUGACUGGACGGUCAUGAGCCUCGUCCUCGACCACAUCUACCGAGACGCCGGCAUGAGCCUCUUCCAGACAAUUGAGCGCGAGACGGCCGACGAGUACAUCGACUUCACGGUGCAGGUCCUGGCGGCGGCGAACGAGCUCCUCCUCGACAAGCUCAAGCAGGUCUGCUCCGCAGUCUUGCGCAGUUUCGUCACGCUGCAGAACGUCUGCUCGAUCCUGUGCGACGCCGCGUUCUACGAGGCGCACGAUUUGGCGCGCGCCUGCAUGUACUUCCUCUCGUCGUCGAUGGAGACGGCUCUCGAGACCAGCUUGCUCGAUGACCUGCCGACCGAUCUUCUCGUCGCUCUCGCCGCAUUUAUCCGCGAGCGACAAGGCGCAAAGAUGCCCAUCUCCCGCUCAGGACUCCUUCUGCAGGAGGUUAUCGCAAAGCACCCAGAGUACUACGCCGAGACCGACGUCGCUCGUCCGACCGGCGCUGCAAAGCGUUACCGACCAGCAGUCGUUCCAAAUUCGCCUCGACCUUCGCCCUCCCUGCUCUCGCCUACUUCGUCUCCACAACUUGCCCCCAUCGCCUCAUCCUCCAAGUCUCCCCGCCUGCGACCCAGCAUGUCCCCGAACCCUAGUCCAUCGUUACCGGCCGUUCGCGAAGUCGAUGAGCCGUUCACCCUCGACGAGGACUUCAUGCUCGAAUCGGGCGCGUCAACACCAUCUCGUGCCCUGCCCGUCACGUCGCCUCCCAUACAAGCAGCGAUUGGGCGUCGUCGCUCUUCGCUCGUGCCAGCAGGUUCGCCCUCGCAGGCAAGCUUUAUGCCUCUCGGCUCGCCUCCGCCCUCUCGCCUCCAGCCCUGGCAGGCGCCACCGGAGAAGAACGACAAGGAUCGGCUCGACCUGCGAAGCAUCAUGGCGGAUCAGUCGGCGGCGUCGGAACAGCGGCGGCCCAGCUUCGCGAAGCAGCCGAUUGUUCCGCCGUCGAACGCUGCGAUACCCGCCCUUGGCGGUCUCUCGGCGUCUGCGUCGUCGUGGCGACCAGUGUCCGCUCCGCGUGCCUCGUCACUCGCCAGUAUCCAGUCCGAGCAGCAGGCGGCGGCGCCGACGGUCAGCCGAACACCCUCGACGCCUUCCCUACGCAGCCCGCCUCCCCUACUCCGCAACACGCCUCCCGCAUCUUCUCCCUCGCUUCGCUCCCCUCCUCCUCCCGGGUCUGCAACCGGACCCGUCUACACCCCCUCGCGAAUGACGCCGACCAAAGGCACUCCCGGCUCUCGCACGCCCAAGUCGCACUUCGGCGGUUCCGACACGCCUUGGCAGAACUUUGAUCGCAUCGCUCCGCCUGCGCCGCCUGUCGCCUCGAGCUCGUCCGCCGCAUUCGACCCCUUCGCACCGCCUUCUCCCGCCGCCUCGUUCGCCGCCAUCCAGUCCGAGCAGAUUGCGCAACUUGCGGCCGUCGAGCAUCACCGGGCUCCUCGUAGUUUUGCGGACGUUAUGGCGGAGGAGCAGGCAGAAGCGCGGCGGCGAGAACAGGCGCUCAAGGAGGAGAAGGAGUUCUUGGCGUGGUUCGAGGAGGAGAGUCGGAAGGUGCAGCAGGAGACUGGCGGGCAGCCAGCUGUGGCCCAGCCGGGCAAGAGUGGGAAGCGGGGCGGCAGCGGCGGGGGACGUGGUGGGAAGAGCCGAGGGGGAGGAGCGAAGAAGUCUGUCCCGCCUAGUCAGACGGAGGCUGGUCCCUCGGAAUCGCCGUCGGGCGCAAUCACGCCGAAGCGCGGUGGUGCCAGCUGUGGAGGACGGGGAGGUCGAGGUGGUGGCAGAGGACGAGGGAAAGGAGCAGGGAAUGCGCCGAAUACGCCCUCGUCCGCUCCGCCUCCCGCGUCGACGGCUGGUGUCGCGGCGUAG